Messenger RNA from Entelurus aequoreus (snake pipefish), 1741 nucleotides. Its product is annotated as D(1B) dopamine receptor-like. The record is from RefSeq and is a predicted model, not a curated record. Gene Ontology annotation, molecular function: dopamine neurotransmitter receptor activity; G protein-coupled receptor activity. Gene Ontology annotation, biological process: adenylate cyclase-activating adrenergic receptor signaling pathway. The coding region runs from base 1 to 1473 and encodes 490 amino acids. Lineage: Eukaryota; Metazoa; Chordata; Actinopteri; Syngnathiformes; Syngnathidae. The transcript has a single exon. Gene Ontology annotation, cellular component: plasma membrane.
AUGGAGAGCCCGGCCAAGUAUUUGACCUCCGCGCAGGAGAACCCGGCCAAGUAUUUGACCUCCGCGCAGGAGAACCUGGUCAAGUAUCUGAUCUCUGCGCAGGAGAACCCGGCCAAGUAUUUGACCUCCGCGCAGGAGAACCCGGCCAAGUAUCUGAUUUCCGCGCAGGAGGCGAGCGACUCCGCGCCGAUGUGGAACAGCAGCGGCUCGGCGGCGACGGGCGACAACGGGCGUGACGUGGCGUCGCGCGCCGUGACGGGAUGCCUCCUGUUCCUCCUCAUCCUGUGGACGCUGCUGGGCAACAUCCUGGUGUGCUCCGCCGUGCUGCGCACACGCCACCUGCGCGCCAAAGUCACCAACAUCUUCAUCGUGUCGCUGGCGCUGUCCGACCUCUUGGUGGCCGUGCUGGUCAUGCCGUGGAAGGCCGUGGCGGAAGUGGCGGGCUACUGGCCCUUCGGCACCUUCUGCAGCGUGUGGGUGGCGUUCGACAUCAUGUGUUCCACGGCGUCCAUCCUCAACCUGUGCGUCAUCAGCGUGGACCGCUACUGGGCCAUUUCCAGCCCCUUCCGCUACGAGCGCAAGAUGACGGAGAGAGUGGCCUUCGUCAUGAUCGCCGUCACCUGGACUUUGUCGCUGCUCAUCUCCUUCAUCCCCGUGCAGCUCAACUGGCACCGAGCGGCGUCCGGGACGCUCAACUCCUCCUCCGAGAGCUGCGACUCCAGCCUGAGCCGCGAGUACGCCAUCUCCUCGUCCUUGGUCAGCUUCUACAUCCCCGUGGCCAUCAUGAUCGUCACCUACACGCGGAUCUACCGCAUCGCGCAGAUCCAGAUCCGCAGAAUCGCCUCGCUGGAGAGAGCGGCGGAACACGCGCAGAGUUGCAGGAGCGAGCGGGUGGAGUGCCAGCACCACAACACCCUGAAGACCUCCAUCCGGCGGGAGACCAAAGUCUUCAAGACCCUCUCCGUCAUCGUGGGCGUGUUCGUGUGCUGCUGGCUGCCCUUCUUCGUGCUCAACUGCAUGGUGCCCUUCUGUGAGCGCCCGCCCAGCGACCGCCACGCCGGCCUGCCCUGCGUCAGCGAGACCACCUUCGACGUCUUCGUCUGGUUCGGCUGGACCAACUCCUCGCUCAACCCCGUCAUCUACGCCUUCAACGCCGACUUCCGGAAGGCCUUCGCCGGCCUGCUGGGCUGCCGCCACUUCUGCUCCGGCACGCCGGUGGAAACGGUGAACAUCAGCAACGAGCUGGUGUCCUACAACCAGGACACCAUCUUCCACAAGGACGUGGCCAACGCCUACGUCAACAUGAUCCCCAACGUGGUGGAGUGUCUGGACCGCGAGGAGACCUUCGACCGGAUCUCGCAGUUCUCCGUCAACGACGACCACGCCAGCGACUCCGUGUGCGACCCGGAGGACUGCCGGGCCGUCAUCAGCCUGGACCGCAUGUCGCCGUUUACGCCCAACGGAUUACACUGACUCCCGCUACCCAUCAUGCCUCACUGCAGCAGGGGACCCCCUAAAGUGACGGACAGGAAGUGAAGCCCGGUGUAGUUGUGCCUGGAAACGUUACGAAAAGGCUUUCAUAUGGAAAUGUUGAGUCCUAACACAAACAAAAUGAAAUGUUAGAAAUGUUGAGUCCUAAAGUAAACAAAAUGAAAUGUUGAGUCCUAAAGUAAACAAAAUGAAAUGUUGAGUCCUAAAGUAAACAAAAUGAAAUGUUGAGUCCUAACACAAACAAAAUGAA